This is a messenger RNA of Orbicella faveolata, 1520 nucleotides long. Its product is annotated as UPF0488 protein C8orf33 homolog. The record is from RefSeq and is a predicted model, not a curated record. NCBI's taxonomy places the organism in Eukaryota, Metazoa, Cnidaria, Anthozoa, Scleractinia, Merulinidae.
UUAAUCUCAGUACUAAUUUUCUUUGUCAAAGCACCUCUCACCCCUGACAUAUGAUCCUGUGUUAUCUUCUUUUUGACCGUGUCAAAGCACCUCUUACACCUGACAUAUCCUGUGUUAUCUUCCUUUUGACCUAGCUGGUUGUUUACCACAGUGUGACGUUGUCUACAUUUAGUUGUGCAUUGUUUAAAAUUGUAAAAUUUAUUUUAUAGUCAGCAGAAGACAAGUUUCAGUGCGAGCUGAAUUGGUGCAUCGAACAACUUGAAAUGGGUCUCGCUUUUCAGAAACCUGACAAAAGACAAGCUGAAGUUGUUCAGCGUCAUUUGAGAUCUUUAAACUCUUCUAAAACACCCAUGCCAAGGAAAAGGCAGCUUAUGUUUUCACUGUUUGGAGACUACAGGAAAAAGAUGCAAGAAGAUAAAAAGAAAGAAAAACAAGGACCACCUCUGAAUCCAAAGCUCUCAGCUGUCAGUAAGGAAGAACAAAGAAGUAUAUUUGUUAAAGUUUGCCAGACAAAAUCUAAAGAUUCAGACAUGCAGAGACACACAGAUAAACCAGAUGUGACACUUAAAGAUGGCUGGAAAUUUGAAAAAUCAGGCAAUGAAUUCAGAUUUGAUUUUGGUAAUUCAGAAAGUUAGAAAUGGACCAAGUCAAUUUACUUUUACAGAAGGCUGACAUCAAGACCAUGGCAGGCCAAGGUGAAAGCUUCCACGUAAGGUGUUCACUCCUCUGAAAAUUUAACAUGUCUGCAGACCAACAAGGUGUCCAACUUCGUAGGAUACAUGUAACUUAUAAUAGUAUUGCAGCACCAGGAAUUCAGAAUGCUUAGAGAUAUUUUCUGUAAUUUCCGAACACAGUGCUUUCAUUGUGGUCUUAAUUAAAUUAACUAAAAGCUGGAAAGACUCUUGUAAAUUUUUGAAGGCUGACCCACCUUCAUACCCAGAGUCUUAAUUUUCCUACGACCAGCAGUUAGGAGAUGAGCAUCCCUGGAAAGUUCUGACUGGAAGUCUGAAAGUAUUGGACAUUGGUUGAAUUAUCGUUCAUGGCUAACUGACAAACACUUGGCUCAGUUGCAAUUGAGAUGCUGGGUAUUUUACUUCUGCUCAUUUCCAUUGUUUUUAAAGCAGUCAAAUUUGAGCCUGUAACAGAACUCUUGAGAGUAGCUCUUUUUGUCAAACUUGUGCAGUAAGGAAUGAACUCUUGAAGAAUGAGAUUAAGGCCGAGUUUUAUCCUGUAAUGCUUCGCAUUCAUUUGUUUUUGUUGAUUAAGAAACCUCCAUUGUUUGACACAUGGUCAGCCUCCUAGACAGAUGCUCUUUGGGUUUGACAAGUGUCCCUGCCCUGACCUCAACUUUUUGUUUAGAUGUUAUCGUUUUUACUGAGGGAUGCAUCUGCCAUGUAAUUGAUAACUGUUGUAACUCAACAUAUGGACACAUUUCAGCAACAAAUGUGAACCUUUUAAUACUACUGUAAUUAUAUAUACAUAAACUAACUGCCUUGAGCACACAAACAUCAGGCAGUCAA